GUCUCCGACAUUCCUUCCUUCGAAUCAAUAAAGAACAACUAUUGUUUGGUGACAUCUUCCGCCACAAAACCAUUCUUUGACCUGUGGCUUCUUUGUUGUCCGGUCUGCAUAAAGUUCUUCCAUUCUUCAAACCUUCAAACAUCUGUUCCCAUUCGUCUGGCACGAUUUGAACACCAUUUUACCAUCACUUAUCCAACUGUCGAACAGUCUUACGCUUUACGAACCAACCACCAUGUUCUCCAAGUCGACUUUCGUGGCAGUUGCCCUACUCGGCCUGUCCGCCGUUGAAGGACACAUGAUCAUGUCCCAGCCUGUUCCUUACGGCAAAGAUACUCUCAACAACUCGCCCCUGGCGGCUGACGGCAGUGACUUCCCCUGCAAGCUCCGUUCCAACACCUAUCAAGUCACCGAAUGGAACAAGGCAGCUGUUGGCGAGAGCAUGCCCCUGACCUUCCAGGGCAGUGCCGUCCACGGUGGAGGAUCCUGUCAGAUUAGUCUGACCACGGAUCUAGAGCCUACCAAAGACUCAUCUUGGAUGGUCAUCAAGUCCUUUGAGGGCGGCUGCCCUGCCAAUGUUGACGGAAACCUCCCCGCAAAUCCCAAUGGCGUGGAUCCAUAUUCCUUCAACUACACCAUUCCUGAGGGGAUCACUCCUGGCAAAUACACUCUGGCCUGGACCUGGUUCAAUCGCAUCGGCAACCGCGAGAUGUACAUGAACUGCGCCCCUCUUGAGGUCACUGGCGGCUCCAGCUCCAAGCGUUCCCGCGUGAUGCCGAAAUUGGAGGAGCGCUCAUCCAGCUUCCCUCCCAUGUUCGUCGCCAACGUCAACGGCUGCACUACCAAGGAGGGGGUCGAUAUCCGCUUCCCCCAGCCUGGUGCCGAUGUGCAGUACCUUGGUGAGGCCAGCAACUUGGCGCCCGUGGGCAGCGCUGCCUGCACUGGUACUGCUACCUUUGGUGGUGCCGGUGACACGAGCUCUGGGACCAGCUCUGGUACGAGCUCCAGCUCUGGCUCCGGCUCGAGUGCUGCAUCGAGCGCAGCUGCUGCCGUCUCUAGUGCGGUCGUCGCCAACGCCAAUGCGAACUCUGGAUCUUACAGUGCCUCAACUACCACGGCCGCUGCAAACACCGCUUACGCGGCGCCUCCAGCAGCAAGUUCUGCUUCGUCUGGAUCUUCUUCCGGCUCUUCGGCGGGAUCUUCGUCUGGAUCUUCGUCUGGAUCUUCGUCUGGAACUUCUUCCGGAGCUUCCCCUCAAGCUUCCGCUGGAUCGGGUACUUCUGGAUCCGGCAGCACUAGCACAUCGACCUCUGGUGCCCUGUCCGGCUCUUGCAGCACGGAGGGCCAGUGGAACUGCAUCAAUGGCUCUUCCUUCCAGCGUUGCGCCAACGGCAAGUGGACCGCUUCCCAGGCUAUGGCGAGCGGCACCCAGUGCACGCCAGGCCAGAGCGCCGACCUCUCCAUCGCUACUGCCAAGUCCAAGCGCGAUGUGACCGAGAUGCGCGCCAGGCGCCGUGCCCACGGAGGUCACCAACACGUUUAAACGUUCCAAACACCACCUUAUUUCAUAACGAAUUUCAUGAUUUCAUUUAAACAUUCAUUUUCACCCACUAUGCAUACGCAUGUGAAAGGCCCUUCGGAGGCUCGCUCUUUUUGUACAUUCAAGACCCGAAAAAGAUACAGCAUAUCGAGAUAGGAGAAUAUACUGCUGGUCAGUAUCAGUGA
Messenger RNA from Aspergillus aculeatinus CBS 121060, 1722 nucleotides. RefSeq names its product lytic polysaccharide monooxygenase AA11 family protein. The transcript is spliced from 2 exons. NCBI's taxonomy places the organism in Eukaryota, Fungi, Ascomycota, Eurotiomycetes, Eurotiales, Aspergillaceae. The record is from RefSeq and is a predicted model, not a curated record. The coding region runs from base 233 to 1540 and encodes 435 amino acids.